This is a messenger RNA of Trichosporon asahii var. asahii CBS 2479, 2292 nucleotides long. Its product is annotated as cytoplasm protein. Gene Ontology annotation, molecular function: protein binding. The transcript has 3 exons. The coding region runs from base 1 to 2292 and encodes 763 amino acids. Lineage: Eukaryota; Fungi; Basidiomycota; Tremellomycetes; Trichosporonales; Trichosporonaceae. The record is from RefSeq and is a predicted model, not a curated record.
AUGUCCAUGCACUUUGCCCCUCAAUGGGUCAAGCCCAUCAAGCCCACCGGAUCGGCUCUGACACCUACCACCGAAGCUCCGCCCCUCGCCCAGCAAAAGGUAGCCCCCAUCCCUUCCUCGCCCUUCCCGGCCCUUGGCCAGCCUCGCUCCGGUUCCCCGAACCACGGCGCCAGCGGCGGCCAAAACCAGCCGCUGUCAUAUUCGCGCGUCACGCACACUCCGGCAUCCCCGUCUUACGGUGGCGAGGGCUACUUCCCUUACGCUGGAGGAGACGCCCAGAAUGGCAACAGCGAUCCUUCGCCCUUCCCGUUCCGCUACAGCCGUGAGCAAAUCCUCGCCGUGUGGGACGAGGACAAGUUCAAGGAGCGGCCCAUCGAACUCAUGCAGAUCGGUGAGAACGGGGCCGUCAUCGUGAGCAAGGAGGUUACCAAACCCGUCGGUUUGCGUGAUUUGACCGAGCUGGAGAAGAAGCUUCUCUCCACCUCUGUCCACCCUCCCAUGCCUACGCGUCGCCCCCAGCAGCAGCACGGUCAGCAUCAAAACUCCGAUUCGCAGUCGCGCCGUGGCCCAAUGACUCCCAAGGACGGAUUGUCGCCCGUCCAGACGGGUCGCCCCGGUUUCGGUGGAUUUGGCCGCGGAGAGGGAGGAGCGUUCGGGGGCUCCAAGUACUCCGGCGCCCUCGCUGAAGGCCAUCAAGGUGGCCGUCAGCCCGGAGCCGUCGGUGGUGGAUUCUCUGGAGUUCCGAAGCGCCAGCCCCGCCGCGACAACACCGACGAGAGCUCUCGCUCCACCUGGCGCCAGGCUCGCAGCGGUGGAAGCGGGGGCUUUGAGGGCGUACUUGGUUUUGGCAAUUCGCCCACCACCCCGGCCUCUGCUCAGCCUGAUCAGCAGCUCGGCGGCGGCGAUCUCAGGCAGCAACAGGAGAACAAGCCUCAGCCUGAGGACGAUCGCUGGAGUCAGAAGAACUGGCGCCGCGCUCCCGAGCCUGACAAGCCUGCCGAGACUGAGCCUGCUCAGCCUCUCAGCGAGGUCAGCCAGGAGCCACCGUCAUCGGCCGUGCCCGAAAGCCGUACGCCUGUUCAAGAGCCCCGCGAGGAUCUUGGCGCCGUCAACUGGCUGUACCGCGACCCCAACGGUCAGGAGCAGGGUCCUUUCACCGGCAACCAGAUGCACGAGUGGUACUCGCACUCGUACUUCCACGACGACCUGCCGAUCCGUCGCCAGAACGAAACGUCGUUCCAGACCUUGGCCGAGCUCAAGACAGCGACCGGCAACGCCGUCCAGCCGUUCCUCUCUCCCGUUCGCCCCCGUCUUCCUCCCAACCUCCCUAUUCCGUCCCCUGCACUCCACCAGGCUGCCGCCCCUGGUGCUCCCUCUCCCGGCCUUAACGAUUCGUUCGGUCGCCUUCAUAUCCACCCCCUGUCCUCUCAGCCUACCUCUCCCUUCCAGCACACCGCCACCUCGCCCUACUACCAGCCUCAGUUCAACGCCGCGCCCUCUUACCCCCAGCAGCAAUGGAACGCCGCGCCCGGCCCUCGCAUGAACGGCAUGUACGGUUCUAUCGGCCCCGGAGGUGCCCAGGGCUACCCCGCGUACGGCGCCGUCAACCACCAGCGUCCCGACAUGUUCGCCGCCGCACCCAUUGGCCAGUCGCCUUGGGGCGCCCCUGCGCCUAACAACUGGCAGCAGCCCCAGCAGCAGCCUCAGAUGGCUCUCCGCAACGUCAUGGGCCACCACGACCAAGAGCAGGAGCAGCACAUGAUGCAGCAGCAGCAGCAGCCCCAGCACUACCAGCAGGAGUUCCAGCAGCCCCAGCAGGAGGAGGCGCCCGCCCAGGACUCGUACUUCCCCGAGCAGGAGCAGGCCGUCCCCGCUCCGGCUUCCGUUGACCUUGGUGCCGAGUCUGAGGCUGAGGCCGACUUUGUUGAGGGUGUUCUCGAGGGUCACCAGGAGGCUCUCAGCGAGCACGAGUUCGAGGAGCCGGUUGAGGAGCAGCACUACGAAGAGGAGGAGGAGGAGCCCGAGGCGCCCAUUGCUACCUCCAUCCCCAAGCAGUCCGCCUGGGCUACUCCCGCCAAGCCCGCCCCCGCCAGCCGCGAGUCUUCCAUCUCGGCCCCUACGCCUGCUCAGGCCGUCCCUUCGAAGCUUCCUCCCGCCCACGCCUCGCUUCCUCCCAAGCCCGUUGCCGCGGAGCCCGAGCCUGUCACCCCCGUCAAGCCUUCCACCCCGAAGCCUGCUCCUUGGGCCGCCAAGGCUCCCACUUCGACCGGCCCCUCGCUCCGCCCCCGCUGA